Molecule: messenger RNA, 969 nt
Organism: Leishmania braziliensis MHOM/BR/75/M2904
Lineage: Eukaryota; Euglenozoa; Kinetoplastea; Trypanosomatida; Trypanosomatidae
Product: putative RNA binding protein
Exons: 1
Coding region: 1-969 (322 amino acids)
Biological process (GO): rRNA processing; negative regulation of transcription by RNA polymerase II
Cellular component (GO): nucleolus
Molecular function (GO): DNA binding
Source: RefSeq, a predicted model, not a curated record
AUGGUGUCGUUCACGUGUAAUUACUGCCAGGAUGUGGUGAAGAAGCCAAAGGUGCAGAGCCAUGCAAACGCCUGCGGCUGCGAUACGUUCACCUGCGUCGAUUGCAUGCGCGUGUUUGACUUGCACACCAUCAAAGGCCACACCUCCUGCAUGACGGAGGAGGAAAAGUACCAAGGAAAGUGGAAGCAAAAGCUUAGCAAUGGCAGCAGGAUUGUGAGGUCGGCGGUGGCUCCGCGCGGCAACAUUGAGCGCCCACCGUGCGCGCUAAUGAACGACCUUAGCUCCUCUGAUGAAAACAGCGACGACGACUGGGUGACCCGUCGCGGCGGUAAGGGUGCAGGGGCACCCCAAAAGUCAGCUGUUCCCACAUCUAACGGGCACCCAAAGCCAAGCGCAACGGUGUACCGCAAGCAUCCGCGCCCUGGCGUGAGUCUCUCCUCCUCGGACGACGACGACACGAUUAAAAAGUGUGCCACCACGGUGCCGAUGGCACCAGCGCACAAGAAGGCUAAAGCGGCCUGCUCAGCGUCUGUGACUCCGUCGUCGAGGUGGCUGGCGGCUGCGCCUGUCCCGCCGGUGCAGUCGCCUGCAAUGGGGAGGCCUGAGGUGAAAAAGGGCACUGCCGCACCGGUGCCGCACCAGAUGCCCAAAGAGGUGCGAGACGAGGCUGAAUGGGAGGUGGCACAUCCCGGCAAGGAGGAUACGCCACUGCUCCUGCCGCGCUCCACGAUGCCGAGGGACUGCAUCGUGCCCUCCUUCGUGUUGGGCACCAGUGAAGAGGUGGCUGGCAUUGUGGCUGACGUGUUAAACGACAGCGGUGUCUCCUCCAUGCGCACGAAGGAGGUCGCGAAGGGGCUCGUGGAGCGGUACGCGAAGCGAAUCGCCAAGUCGGUGCGGCACGCGGUAGAGAUGGCUGCCGAGUCGGGUGCCUUGAGGAUGGACAGCGACGGUAGCGUGUCAGUUACGUAA